CCAACACCAUAAAAUAUUCAGAAUUCUUACAAUUUAAUCCAAAUAUCUAAAAUCCCCUCCCAAAUCCUCUCUUUCAUAAUCUUCACCAUUCUAACUUCUCAUCUCUGCAACAAACUAUUGAUCCUUCUUUUUUAUAUGUGAUCAAUUUCCAUCUUCAAAAAAUCCCUAAUCUUUUCUUUUCUUUUUGAAUUGUGAGGAGAAAAAGGGGCAGUUUUUGAGUACCCUGUUUCCUCUGUUUCAAAAUUGUUGCAAAAAAUGGCAAGAAUUCAAGAUUUCAGCACAACUUUUCCGUCGCAAAACGCUUCCGAAAUCGGAUUUUCUCUCUCGCAGCUCAUUCUCUCAACGAAUUCCAACACGUUGGAUUCGAUCUUCUCCUACCGCGAAAACGCGAAUUCCGUCGCUGCUGCGCAAGCGACGGAACCGCUGGGCUCCUCCGUCUAUUUCAGACAGAGAGAUUUGCUACGGAAAUUUUCCCACGAAAAUCCGUUGCUUUCCGUCGCUAGUUACCCGGCCGCGGGGCCGGGUUACUUCCCGACGUAUUUCAGCCCGAGCAAGAAGAAGCUGUACCGCGGCGUGCGGCAGCGCCACUGGGGGAAGUGGGUGGCGGAGAUUCGGCUCCCGCAGAAUCGCAUGCGCGUCUGGCUCGGCACGUACGACACUGCGGAGGCCGCCGCCUACGCGUACGACCGCGCGGCCUACAAGCUGCGCGGCGAGUACGCGCGCCUCAACUUCCCCAACCUCGUGGACCCCGCGAGGAUCGGCCUCGGCGACGCCACGAGGCUGGCGGCGCUGAAGAGCGCCGUGGACGCGAAGAUCCACGCCAUCUGCCAGAAGGCGAGGCGCGGGAGGAAGUCCCGGCCCGCCCCCAAGAGGGCAGAGAGCGCCUCCACCACGACCACGGAGAGCGGGGUCGUGGCGGGGAGCAAGGAGGCGGCGGAGGGGUCGCCCUCGUCCUCGUCGGUGGCGAACGACGAGUGGUGCUCGGCGCCUCCGCCACCGCCUCCGCCGGAGAUGGAUAUUGAAGGGUACUCGCUAGCGCGGCUGCCGUCGUUCGAUCCCGAGUUGAUUUGGGAAGUUCUUGCGAAUUAGCAUUGAGUUAAAUUUUACUACUAAAGUAUUGUAUUUUACUAUAGUUUUUACCAUCUUUUUUAGCUAUUAAAUAAGUUUAAUUUACUGAAUUUGGGAUUUAUUUCCUUCUUAAGGUUGUUUGCCAGUGUGCUUGUUUCACCUUAAGUACGGAUAUCAUGUUUCUUUUCUCCA
This is a messenger RNA of Salvia hispanica, 1260 nucleotides long. Its product is annotated as Integrase-type DNA-binding superfamily protein. NCBI's taxonomy places the organism in Eukaryota, Viridiplantae, Streptophyta, Magnoliopsida, Lamiales, Lamiaceae. Gene Ontology annotation, molecular function: DNA-binding transcription factor activity; DNA binding. The record is from RefSeq and is a predicted model, not a curated record. Gene Ontology annotation, biological process: regulation of DNA-templated transcription.